Molecule: messenger RNA, 3882 nt
Organism: Solea senegalensis (Senegalese sole)
Lineage: Eukaryota; Metazoa; Chordata; Actinopteri; Pleuronectiformes; Soleidae
Gene: rb1
Product: retinoblastoma 1
Exons: 27
Coding region: 166-2910 (914 amino acids)
Biological process (GO): cell morphogenesis involved in neuron differentiation; negative regulation of G1/S transition of mitotic cell cycle; regulation of transcription by RNA polymerase II
Cellular component (GO): chromatin; nucleus; Rb-E2F complex
Molecular function (GO): RNA polymerase II transcription regulatory region sequence-specific DNA binding
Source: RefSeq, a predicted model, not a curated record
CGAGCGCGCGCACUUUCAGGAAGUCGGGGGUAGGCUGUGUUGUAUUGUUGCUUCGGAUCUCGUGUAGUGGGCUUUAAACGUAGUAAACAAUAUUGUUAUCGCCGUCGUCACACUGUCGUAUUGUUUUAACUUUUAUAUUCAGCCGUUAGCCAAGCGUAAACCACGAUGCCACCUAAAAAGCGCAACUCUGUGGCGGCACAGAACAAGGCUUUGAAGCCCGGUGCAGAGAGAGCCUCUCCGGACAAGAAGGAGAGUCCAGACUUAUCUGCUAAAAAACACAGAGACAAGGAUGCAGAGUUUGUGACCCUUUGCAAGAGCCUGCAGGUCACAGAUGUGGUGUGUGACCGUGCCUGGUCCCUGUGGAAAACUGUUCAAGAGUCCAUGGAUGGAGUCUCUGACAGUCAGAAAAGGCUGUGGGGUGCUUGUCUGUUCGUGACAGUGACAGACCUGGAUGUUCCCUGUUUCACUCUAAGUCAGGUUCUGAAAGCAGUCUCUCUAAAUUUAAAGCAGUUCAUGGCUCUGGUCAGGAAGCUGGACGUGAACUUGGAUACAAUAAACACCAAGGUGGAUUCAGUGAUGACACGACUUGAGAAGAAGUAUGACGUGACGCUGGCUCUCUACCAGAGGUUUGAGAAGACAUGCAAGAGGAUCUUUGCUUUGGUUGCAGAUGACAAGGAGAGGGAGAUCAUGAGGAGUUGCUGGACGAUGUUUCUUUUGGCCAAAGGAAGGGUGUUGCAGAUGGAGGAUGACCUGGUCAUAUCAUUCCAACUGCUUCUGUGUACACUGGAGUUAUUCAUCAAGCGCUGCCCUCCAGACCUUCUGCAGCCUCUUUACAAAUCGGCAAUCGGUAAAGUUCAGAGUCAGCCAACUCGAACAUCUCGUCGCAACCAGAGCAAAGCCAAAUCCCGACCUCCUGAGCCGGAGGUGGAGGUGCAGCUUCUUGAAACCUUGUGCAAAGAGAAUGAAUGCAAUGCAGAAGAGGUGAAGAACGUGUACCAGACCAGUUUCUCAGCCUUCCUGGAUUCAUUGGAUCUUUCAAGAUCUUCAGAUUUUCCUCCGGCAAGUGACAUUGACCAACAAUAUGAAGAACACUACCUCAAGAGCAGAGACAUCGAUGGACGGCUGUUUUUUGAUGGAGACGAGACUGUUCUUCUGCCUAAAGUCGAAGUAUCACAGGUGGAGAGAACGCCAAAGAAGCAUCCACCAGAUGACGACGCCGUACUCAUCCCUCCACAGACUCCAAUCAGAGCUGCGAUGACCUCCAUUCAGCAGUUGAGGGGUGAUCUCAUCUCCUCUGGGGAUCAGCCGUCCACCACCCUGAAUACAUAUUUCAAAAAUUGCACCGUGGACCCGACGCAGAACAUGCUGACGCGCUUGGAGACACUGGAACAGUUGUUCAGUCAAAGAUUUGGCCAAGCAGUCGGCCCACGCUGUUUAAUACUUGGGAAGCAGAGAUUUGCCCUGGGAGUGAGACUGUAUUAUAAAAUCAUGGAGGCGAUGCUGAAAUCGGAAGAAAAGCGUCUGUCUGUGCAAAAUUUCAGUAAACUCCUCAACGACGCCACGUUCCACACAUCACUCUUGGCCUGUGCUUUGGAGGUCGUCAUGGCAACAUACGGAGAGAGCAGUUUUAAGACUGGAGGAUACAACCACGCCGCUGGGGACUCGGCUGAGACGGACGUGUGUUUCCCCUGGAUACUGCAUGUGUUCAACCUUGCCGCCUUUGACUUCUACAAAGUCAUCGAGAGCUUCAUCAAGGCCGACCCCACGCUGAGCAAAGACACUGUCAAACAUCUGGAGACCUGUGAAAACCUCAUCAUGGAGAGGAUUGCGUGGAGGACGGACUCCCCGCUGUUCGAGCUGUUGAAACAGGAGCAUGAAGGCGGCGCUGUGGAGCAGGUGGAGACCCCGGCCAGUUUCAGUCAACCACUGCAGCACAACCACACAGCAGCUGACCUAUACCUGUCUCCUGUGCGUCCGGGUCAUCGCGUCUUGCCUCCUGAGUCUCCAGCCCCAGCCAACUCUCAAGCGUCCACUCAGGCUCCAAACCAGCCGGCCAAUCAGACUCCUCGACAGCCAAAGUCCAACUCUCUCAGCCUCUUCUAUAAGAAGUUGUACCGCCUGGCCUACACAAGGCUGGAGAAACUCUGCACCUACCUGCUGUCCUCUCACCCUGAACUGGAGCCCAUUAUAUGGACACUUUUCCAGCACACACUGCAGCAUGAAUACGAGCUAAUGAGAGACCGUCACCUUGACCAGUUGAUGAUGUCCGCCAUGUACGCCAUAUGCAAAGUGAAGAGUGUCGACCUUCGCUUCAAGACCAUCGUCACUGAAUACAAGAAUAUGCCCAACACCAACCAGGAGACCUUUAAGCACGUGUUGAUCACUGAGGCCCACUACGACUCCAUCAUUGUCUUCUACAACCAAGUCUUCAUGCAGAGGCUGAAAACCAACAUCCUGCAGUAUGCAUCUCCCAGGCCACCGACCCUCUCUCCAAUCCCACAAAUCCCACGCAGCCCCUACAAAUUCCCAAAUUCUCCCCUGCGUGUGCCUGGCAGCAACAACGUGUACAUCUCACCUCUGAAAAACCCCCGCAUGUCCCCGGGUAUCAUGACCCCUCGCUCCAGAAUGCUGGUGUCGAUAGGUGAAUCUUUUGGGCGGUCUAGUCGAUUCCGGGAGAUCAACCAGAUGGUGAAUAGCAGUGAGCGCUCCUUUAAGCGGACUCUGGAUCUCAGCUCUGCUCCAAAGCCUCUGAAGAGGUUACGAUUCGACGUGGAUGGACAGGACGAAGCGGACGGAAGUAAAUCUGGUAGAGAUUCUACUCUGAUACAGAAGCUUGCAGAGAUGAGCUCCACUCGAAGUCGCAUGCAGGAGCAGAAGCUGAAGGAGGACGCGGAGGCGAGGAAGGAGUGACUCUAAGAAAAAACCCUACUGAACUCACCUGCACUGUUUGUCACGGCGUGAACACAACCUUUUCGUUCAUUCCCACACAAAGCGAAGCAUUGGUUUCUCUGUACAUUUAGCAAGGCAUUUUAGUUUUAGUAUUUAACUUUGUGUUUUGAGGAGUAGUAUGUGAAUAUGGAGGCGUUUGGCGUUCUAUUUUUGUUGCUGUCGGUACUUUAACUGUUGUAACUGAAUAAUGAUAGGAAUGAUUUAAAUUUGACUUGUUGGAGAUUAUGCGUGUUUGGUUUUAAGAGUGAUAUUAAGUUUUUGGACGUUGUGAGCUAUCGCAGUUUGUUAUCAAUGUUAACAUUGGUUUUUUUCUACUACAGUUGGAAGCGUUAGGUCACUUCACAUUUUUAUACUUCAACAAUUUCAAGUGUUGAAUCAUGAUUACCUUCCACAGAAGAGUGAGGGCGUAAGGUCAGCAACGGAUUGGAAUCUGUCCAUUUACAUUUGAAUUGGUCUUUUAUUCAAACCUGGGAAAGUUGAGUUUGUGCUAUGACGUGACAAGUUAUAAAACAAUCAAAUAUCACUGUGUAAUUUGCACUCGACCAAAAUUAAUUGUACAGUAGUUUUCAAAAACGUUUCAGGAAAUGUUUAUAACAUAGUUUCUUAGUAAUGUUUGCUUGAAAAAUGAGUGGUUUAAAAAGACACAAAUCUUAUUAACCAAAUGUGAAUGCUUCCUUUCAUUUCUGCUAAAGAUUUUUUUUAUAUAUAUAUAUACGUUUUGCUCAGUUGCGUGUUUUUUUUCUACACGUGUGUAUGAUUGAUGAUUUUAAUUUUUGAAAAAUAGAAGAGAAAUAUUCUGUGAAAGAAGGAAAACAAUGUGUGUGCGGCGAGUACACACCAUGUAUGCUCCACACCCUGGUACAAUAUUACUGGAAAUGUCAGCGUUUUGUAAAAUAAAUGUUAAUAUUGUACUUUAUUGAAGUACUUCCUCUA